AUGAUUGUAAAGUUACUAGAGCGAUUAUCAGAUGAAGAAUUCUCAUUUCAAGUACAAGAGAUGAAAUCAUUGGAUAUUCUGACAGAAUUCCUAUACCAAACGCAAGAAAGAUACAUGAAUAAGACACUUUUGUUCUAUUUUGGUGAAACAAAAUUGAAUGACUCAAAUUUAAAUAUGCUUUCACAAGAGGAAGCCAACAUAAUUGAGUUUGUAGUAGUUGAUAAUAGCUCAGAAUGUUCACAGGAAUAUGAUGAAUGCAUCAUUGGGCUAUAUUCUACUUCUACUCACAUUUUUGUACAUUUAUACAGUAAAACAAUGAAAGUGUAUAAGAAUGAAGUGAAUGAUAAUGCAUUAGAAUGUUCUGUACAGACAGAAAUGGUUAAAAUGGAGUCAAAUGACAUGUAUUAUGUACAUGAAAAUCAAAUUGUUUCUUACAAUUCAAAAAAGAAACGAGAUGAAUUGAUUGAUGGAGCUUUAGAUUUCUAUGCUGACCAAAAGAAUGUGGUACAAGCAAAUAGCCAUCAAAUACAGUUGAACAACAAGGUGGUACAUAAUUUAAAAGAGGAUGAGCAAGUCAAAAACAUUCAGGUUAGAAAUGAUAAUGUUUAUUGGUUUGAUGAUACGAGACUAAUGGAAUUGAAUUUGAUUACAGACAACAAAGAAACAUAUCAAUUUGAUAAUGAGAUUCUUGAUUACACGAUAAUCAAUGAUGAGAUCUACGUAAGCACGCUGAAGUGUAUAAUGUACAGAAUACACAAGAAUAGAGUUAGCAAAGUAGUAUUACCAAAUGAACUAAGAAAAGCACGAUUGAUCUAUAAAGAUCAAAAUAAGAUGGUUUAUUCAGUACAUAAAAGAGUUUAUGUACAGGUGAAUGGUAAAACAACCAAAAUCCACGAAUUUCACUGGCAGAUCAAUGGCGUAAUUGUAUUUGAUGGUGUAAUUUAUGUAGCUAGUAACUCGCAAUUAUUCAAGAAGUCGCUCUAG
This is a messenger RNA of Enterospora canceri, 984 nucleotides long. The record is from the annotation of a GenBank genome assembly. Lineage: Eukaryota; Fungi; Microsporidia; Enterocytozoonidae.